Messenger RNA from Emys orbicularis (European pond turtle), 1218 nucleotides. RefSeq names its product activity regulated cytoskeleton associated protein (gene ARC). Gene Ontology annotation, molecular function: mRNA binding. Gene Ontology annotation, biological process: regulation of long-term synaptic potentiation; regulation of neuronal synaptic plasticity; cytoskeleton organization. The record is from RefSeq and is a predicted model, not a curated record. The transcript has a single exon. Gene Ontology annotation, cellular component: actin cytoskeleton; plasma membrane; cytoplasm. The coding region runs from base 1 to 1218 and encodes 405 amino acids. Lineage: Eukaryota; Metazoa; Chordata; Testudines; Emydidae.
AUGCAGCUGGAUAGCAUCACCAAUGGGAGCGUCCACACCUUCCAGGGGCACCGCGGAGUAGCCAAUAAGCCCAACGUGAUCCUGCAGAUAGGGAAGUGCAGGGCUGAAAUGCUGGAGCAUGUCAGGAGGACCCACCGGCACCUCCUCACGGAGGUGUCCAAGCAGGUGGAGCGGGAGCUGAAAGGCUUGCAGAAAUCAGUGGGGAAGCUAGAGAAUAACCUGGAGGACCAUGUCCCAUCCACGGACAACCAGAGGUGGAAAAAGUCCAUCAAGGCCUGCCUGGCCAGAUGCCAGGAGACCAUUGCCCACCUGGAGAGGUGGGUUAAGAGGGAGAUGAAUGUCUGGAGGGAGGUGUUCUUCCGCUUGGAGAAAUGGGCAGACCGGUUGGAGUCUAUGGGGGGCAAAUAUGGCCCCCCGGACCACGCCAGGCAGACUGUCUCCGUCGGGGUGGGCGGCCCGGAAAGCAGGGGCAAUGAGGGGGAGAUUUACGAUUACGCCCUUGACAUGAGCCGGAUGUAUGCAUUGACUCCCUCUCCCGGGGAGAUAACUAGCAUGCCCCAGCCCCACGACUCCUACCAGUGGAUCACUGCCCCGGAGGAUGCUCCGGCCUCCCCGGUGGAGACCCAGAUCUUUGAGGACCCCCGGGAAUUCUUGAGCCACUUGGAGGAAUAUUUGAAGCAGGUGGGAGGGACUGAGGAGUACUGGCUCUCUCAGAUCCAAAACCACAUGAACGGCCCAGCUAAAAAGUGGUGGGAAUACAAGCAGGACUCGGUCAAGAACUGGGUGGAGUUCAAGAAGGAGUUCCUGCAGUAUAGUGAGGGCACUUUGACCAGGGAUGCCAUCAAACAGGAGCUGGAUCUACCCCAGAAGCAGGGGGAACCCCUGGACGAGUUCCUCUGGCGUAAGAGAGACCUGUAUCAGACACUCUACACUGAUGCAGAGGAGGAGGAAAUUAUCCAGUAUGUGGUAGGCACCCUCCGACCCAAAUUCAAGCGCUUCCUGAGUCACCCCUUGCCCAAGACCUUAGAGCAGUUGAUCCAGAGGGGGAAGGAAGUCCUAAGUGACUUCGACCAGUCAGAAGAGCCGACCCCGCAGAGAACCCCAGAGCAUCAGCCAGGGGACUUGGUUGAUAGCUUGUCACCUUCAACCACAGCUAGUCCCAUUACCAGCGAUGAGACGCAACCCGAGCCCCCUACCCCACCAGCUACGGUGAUAUGA